This is a messenger RNA of Sporothrix schenckii 1099-18, 2157 nucleotides long. RefSeq names its product alpha-L-rhamnosidase. The record is from RefSeq and is a predicted model, not a curated record. The coding region runs from base 1 to 2157 and encodes 718 amino acids. NCBI's taxonomy places the organism in Eukaryota, Fungi, Ascomycota, Sordariomycetes, Ophiostomatales, Ophiostomataceae. Gene Ontology annotation, biological process: carbohydrate metabolic process. The transcript has 4 exons.
AUGGACAUAUUUUGUUCUGGCACACCGGCCGGCCUUUGCGACAUUAGGGCAAACACUUCACGGCCCACCGGUUACCGAAACAUCGCCGGGUCUCUCCUGACCCGACCGUGGAUUGGCAUUAUUGUACUUGUGGCUAUGACCGCAACUGCUACAGCGUCCCCUCCUGUCGGACAACAGUUCCUUGACUCAAACUCCACAAGCUGGCAUAAAUAUGUCAGAGCACCAGGAAGCAAAAUUAUUCCUCCCGCUCGCAUCCUCCCCCAAUAUACCACGGGCAACGUGACCAACACGGAUGGCCUGCUCCAACAUGGGUCUGGUCCGACUGUUCUUACGCGACUGGGAACAGAUGACGGAGUUCCGUCCUUCGUCAUUGAUUUUGGUAUCAAUGUCGCCGGCCAGCUGUCAAUUGACUUCGCCGGAGCCUACAACACCACGGCAGGUUUUCCUGGUAUUUCGUUGGCUUUUUCCGAAACCCUACAAUACCUAUCCAACCGGAGUGACUUUACCAGGUCUGAUAAUGCCGGGGGUAACUUAAAACUGACAUCCGGCACUGAUCAAGUGGCCGUGAAACCAGAGCCCUAUUCAUGGACAAAUCAACUCGGCUGCGAGUAUGGCACGCAGGUGUGCGCAGAUGGACUGCAUGGCUUCCGCUAUGUCAAAAUUCGACUGACUUCUCUACCCACUGACUCUCCAUACACUUCCGCAUAUGGCUCGGUGUCAAUUUCAGCCAUUAACCUCCAGUAUUCUGGUUACCUUGGCACUCCCGAUACGUUUACAGGUCAUUUCGAGUGCUCCGAUCCAGAUAUCACGCAGUGGUGGUAUGAUGCCGUGUACACAAAUGACCUUUGUACGGACAGUUUUCUUUCCAACACCACCGAGCCGCGGAAUGCUGCAAGUCCAUCGUUACUUGGAAAACUUGUCUUACUUGAUGGUCCAAAGAGAGAUCGGGACCCUUACGUCGGUGAUCUCGCUGUUUCAGCACUAACUACGUAUCUGUCGCACAAUACCAGCGAAGCGUCCUUGAACGUCCUCGAAGAUCUUGCUCGUCACCAGAGAGACGACGGCUGGAUACCUCCUGCUAGCAUAGUUCUUGUCAAAGUCUUAGACGAGUACUACGUCUCUAACACCAACACCGCAACAUCAUUGAUAGAACGCCCCGGAGGUACAGGUGACUUUGCUUUCCUUCCUCGCACCGGGCCUGUUACAUACUACAACGCUCUCUAUAUACACGCUCUGCAAUAUGCAGCGAAUGUGGCUCAAAUUCUCAACAACUCCGAAGAUGCAUCACGCUGGCAAAUCCGGGCCUCGGCGGUUGGACAAGCCCUCCUUAAACGAAACUAUGACACCAGCGCUGGUGCAUUCUUUGAUGGCGGUCCUUGCUCAAACAACACCAUCUGUCCAACCCACUCUCAGGAUGGCAAUAGCUUAGCAAUUCUUUCUGGCGUUGUCCCCAGUGGCCUAUCAUCCGACACCAGUAUUGCCGAAUCAAUAUUGGCUUACAUGAACCGGACGAUGUAUAAACCAUAUGGGAAUGCUUUCUACGACAACAACAUCUUGGAUCCCGGUGGCGAUUACGUAAACCGUGUCUAUGCGUUCACCUCUUAUUUCGAGAUCGCUGCGAGGUUUGAAACAUCGCUCAAGACCUCUCAAGGUGCCCUGGAGGAAACGCGAAGGCUCUUCGGAUGGAUGGCUGGACAUGAUCCCACAGUAACAGUCUGGGAAGGCAUUGGAAAAGAUGGCACUCCGUACGAAUCUGGGUUCACAUCCAUGUCUCAUGGCUGGUCCACAGGAAUUGUGCCUCUCUUAGUUAACUAUGUCCUGGGUGUAAGUCCUGCUGCACCCGGCUUCAAAAAGUGGAGAGUGAAGCCAGUUUUACCAGCUAUGGAUAACGUUAGUUGGGCAAGUGGACUCGUGCCUACACCAGAUGGGGGAAUCUGGGUUCAGUGGGAAAGGCGUCGUGGGACCUUUGUAUUGCUCGUCAGUGCACCAGAUGGAACCGAAGGGACAGUAACCAUUGCUCUAUCGGCUGGCGAAUCCAGCUCAGUCAGCGUGGAUGGAACGGUCGUCUACAGCCAGAAGGACAGAAAAGUGGGUGAUAACAAUGGCUACGUGAGCAUUUCUCUUCAAGGUGGCAGGCAUAUCAUAAUUGUCCAUUGA